This is a messenger RNA of Prunus armeniaca (apricot), 297 nucleotides long. The record is from the annotation of a GenBank genome assembly. Lineage: Eukaryota; Viridiplantae; Streptophyta; Magnoliopsida; Rosales; Rosaceae.
AUGGAAGGAAAUGGAAGAGCUGAAAGUAUUGAAUCCGCUGAGAUGAGACGAAAUUGUCAGAGGAAGUUGAUGGACAAGUUACAUGGGAAUGGAGGAGUUGUGAGUCCGACCAAGGAGGGUCAGUUCUUAUGGGCAGGAGGACAUGGAGUUGAUCAAUCUACUUCUGGGGAUCCUCCAUUGCCUGAACAUGUUGCUAAUUCUCGAUUGUGUGCAUUGAGCACGAAGUCGAAGAUAAUAAGAGCUCAACCUUUCUUUGAGAAGAGUGAAUUCUCGAAGAGUGAAUCACUGGAUUCAUGA